CCUCACCCAGCCACUGGUUGGAGCUUGGCUUGGCGCUUGACUCAAUCCCUCACUUUUAAACUUUCCUAAAAAUUUCGAGCUCUCGAAUUUUGGCUUCACUCUCGCCGGAUAUCUCUCCAUCAAGCAGCAAUCACCACAUCCUCCCAAACAUGGCGGAUGUCGCAGAAGAGACCAAGCCGGUCGCCGCCGUUCAGGAAGACCAAGUCAAUGGCGAGAAGCUCGCACAGCCCGCUGGUGAUGAGGUGACGACAGGCGCUGAUGUCGAAGUCAAAGCGGAAUUGAAGGUGGACGCCGACAAGCAGACCGCAGAAGACGGCGCUCUUGACCCCAGCGGCGAUGCCGAAGCCACAACCAUCAAAGCAGAGGAGGCGGUCAAGACAGAAGGCUCCCAGUCCCCGGAGCAGAAGCGCAAAGAAGCUCCCGUGUCCCUCUCGGCUCAUGAGCGCCAUGAGUCCAAACGUCCGCGCCGCCCCAAUGCCAAAAUCAACUCGCGCUUCGAAGACCAGCCAGAGUCCAAUGACGCCGACGACAUUCGCCGCCAAGUGGAAUUCUACUUCUCCGACUCCAAUCUGCCCAUCGAUGCCUAUCUUCUCUCCCAGACCGGCGGGCACCGCAACCGCCCGGUCGAGCUCAAAGUCAUCCACAACUUCAAGCGCAUGAGACACUUCCAACCCUUCUCCGCCGUCCGCGAUGCUGUCAAGGCCUCCAACUUCCUCAUCCUCAACGACGACGAUGAAAUCACACGCAAGGUUCCUCUCAGCGAGAAAUUCACCGACGAUGCUGGCCGCAAUCGUUCGCUGGUCCAUUCUAGCAGCAUGCCGCGUUCGAUCUACGCCAAAGGCUUCGGUGACGAAGAGAAGAGCACGCACCUUGACAUCGAAGCCUUCUUCGCCCCCUACGGCCCCCUCAACAGCGUGCGCUUGCGACGUAGUGACGAUGGCCUAUUCAAGGGCAGUGUCUUUGUCGAGUUUGAGACCGAGGACUUGCAGCAGCAGUUCCUGUCCCUGGACCCCAAGCCGCAGUGGAAUGGCAAGGAUCUGGAGAUCAUGGGCAAGCAGGAAUACGUCGACAUGAAGCACCAAGGCAUCAUCGAUGGUGUCGUCAAACCCCGUACUUCCUACACCCCUCGCGGCGAGCAGAAAGGGCGUGGGAAUGGCCGUCGUUUUGAGGACAGGGAUGGACGCGGCGACCGCGACAGAGACAACUGGCGCGACAGGCGUGAUCGUGACCAACAGAACGAUAGGCGUGGCGGCCGCGGCGGCAGGGGCAGGGGCAGAGGUGGUCGCGGUGGCCGUGGCGGUCGAGGGAACAGAGACCGCACCCACAGACGCAGCGAUGCCAGUGACCGCGAAGAGAGAGAAGACCGUGUGCAUGCCGAGGAUCAGGUUGUCAAGACGGAACAGGAUACCGGCGCCGCCCCGACCGACACCAACGGCGAUGCGAGCAAGAAGCGCGGCCGGGAGGAUGCACAAGAGGGGUCCGGCGAGGCGAAGAAACCCAAGACGGAAGCGGACAGCGAGUCUUGAGGCGACUGCCUUCUUCAUGCAUUCAUCAGGCGUCCUACAGGCUGGAGUCCGGCGCCGAGCUAUGUUCUAUACCGAAGGCGCAUGUCAUUGAGUUUCGAGCGGUCUUGAGCAAUGAGGUUCGAUUGAGCAGUUUAUCACAGAGGGAAGGGGAGGCUUUGCGGAUCGAUUUCCUACGGCAGGCUUGGCCAUGAGCUGAUCAAUAGUGCUUGAGUUUCAAUUUCUACCAC
Neohortaea acidophila is the source of this 1753-nucleotide messenger RNA. RefSeq lists its product as uncharacterized. The record is from RefSeq and is a predicted model, not a curated record. The transcript has a single exon. Gene Ontology annotation, cellular component: nucleus. Gene Ontology annotation, molecular function: mRNA binding. The coding region runs from base 150 to 1526 and encodes 458 amino acids. Gene Ontology annotation, biological process: RNA processing. NCBI's taxonomy places the organism in Eukaryota, Fungi, Ascomycota, Dothideomycetes, Mycosphaerellales, Teratosphaeriaceae.